Podospora anserina S mat+ is the source of this 774-nucleotide messenger RNA. RefSeq lists its product as uncharacterized. NCBI's taxonomy places the organism in Eukaryota, Fungi, Ascomycota, Sordariomycetes, Sordariales, Podosporaceae. The transcript has 2 exons. Gene Ontology annotation, cellular component: endomembrane system. The record is from RefSeq and is a predicted model, not a curated record. Bases 1 to 774 code for a protein of 257 amino acids. Gene Ontology annotation, biological process: vacuolar proton-transporting V-type ATPase complex assembly.
AUGGUGCUCCUCACAAUGACGCGCUCCAUCGUGGAGGCUCUGCAAAUCUGGGACAAUCUAGGCUACCCAUCAAAAGACAAGCUCCAGGCAGGCAAAGACGACCCCGCGCUCGACGAUGCCGCUGUCGGCAAGCCCAUUCUACACUCACAAAUCAUCGAGCUCUGGUUAAUACUCAGGGAUGCCGGGCAUGAGGAACAUACUUUGGAAAACAUGCUGAAAGGCGCCUGGUCAAACGAAUACAAAGCCUUGAUGGCCCGUCUCCGGCGCGAAGAAGAACAACGAGCAUACGAGCGAAUGACGAACCCACUUCCCCCAACCGAGACCUUUGCUCAACGAUUUCCUGCUGCGAAUAUGGCGAGGAGCUUUGCUGCUGUCAAUCGAGUAACGGUCGAUAAAGACCUCGGCGAUGACGAUGUUACAUAUAACGACGUGCACAGACAGCUGAUGCUGAUACUGAACUUUAUGGUCAGUAUCCUGGGUGUGGCAGGCACUCUGUGGGUGUUGGCCAGAUGGUGGAGCACACCAGCGCGACUGUUUCUGACUCUGGGGGGAAGUCUGUUGGUGGGGAUUGCUGAAAUUGCUGUAUACUCGGGAUACAUAUGGCAUUUGGGUGAGGCGAAGAAGCAGGAUAAGAAGUUUAAGGAGGUGAAGCAGAUUGUACAGACGUGGGCUGUUGGAGUGGAUGAAAAGGAGGAGGCCACUCUUAUUGGGGACAAGAGCUCGUCAGAUGAGAAUACGGAUCUCCGGAGGCGCAAGAAGGAUGCUCAAAUUUGA